UGCCUAUCCAAGCUUUGCUUGAGGCUCUUUCAGUAUCAGAAGGAGAUAAUGAUUACGAUGCGCAAGCUAUGACAGACGUGGAUACCCUACUAGAGUGCUGCAGUAGUUUGUUGAAGACAAGCCAGACUGUACAAGGAGCUUUGGAGCUUGCACACUUCAGCGUCAAGCAAUAUCUGCUCGCUAUCGAUUCUCGAUCACCACCCCAGAUAGCGAAGUACCAAGUCAACGAAGAUGAGAGCACACUCACGCUGGCACAAGUCUGUCUGACAUAUCUCAACUUUCAGUGCUUCAGGCACGGGCCUGAACAGUCCGUCAAGGAUUAUAACAGUAUGCUUAUCCGGCGACCAUUCCUUCCACAUGCAAGCAAGUACUGGGACUACUAUGCCCAAGGUCACAUGAAACAUCCUUCUAUGAUGGCAUCAGCCACAUCUCUGUUCAGUUCUUCGAACAUGGGAAACUUUCGCCAUUGGAAUCAGGCACUCAUACUUUCCUUGAAUGGAGAGCUGGGUAUGGAAAGUGAUAUCUACACGGCUUGUAUGGAGGCACCACCAUUACAUUGGGCGGCUCUCCUUGCGCUGCAUGAGAUUCUGAGAGAUUUGCUUGAGGUGUUCUCGCCUAACUGCCACAGCGGUAUGGGAGUUCCUCUAUACUGCGCGUUGAUCGGACCCGAACUUCUGCUUCAUGGCGUUUCGAAAGCCACAGUGCAAGAUAUCGAACAGAAGUCAUGGCGUCCAGCUUCGAGACUGUUGGCUGUACAAACGCUUCUCUCUGCAGGUGCCGACCCAAACAGCGACGCGGAGUUAUCGACCGGUCAUGAUAAUUCUCACGUCGCUUUUCACGCAACGGACAGCCAAGCGGACUUUUUGACUGUACUUCUCAAGGCAGGAGCAAAAAUUACAGCAGAUACACUUGCAUGCGCUUUCCGAUUGAAGGAUGACACCGAGGCAAUACAUGGAAUCAUUUCCUUGGCCAGAGGCGGGGGAAACAGUCUUAAAGAUGAAUCAGACCGAGACGCUUUCAACAAAAUCAAGUUACACCUUCCCAGUUUUCAAGACGGUGUCGUACAGCCAUCCGAACAAUCUUUCCAGUCUAUGAUGGCUAGAAUGAACCGAACAGAAAUUUCAAAAGCUUUGGAGAAUGAUGUGCGACAUGGCCUCUCAUCAAGGGUUCAGGCCAGGUUGGAAGCAAUAAGGAACAGUUCUCUGAAAGGGCAGUUUUUGAUACAGAUUCAAGAACAUUUCUGUUACGCGAUAAGCCAUGAGAACCGCGAAAUGGUGGAAAUCUUUCUCAACAAUGGCGCUAAGGUAGACCGACAAAGCUUCUUCCUCGCCGUGCAGACUCGAGCAUCCAAGAUAGUAGAUCGGUUCCUCAAAGAAAGUCCUGGCAUUGUCGAUCAUGACGACCUUGUUGCGACUAUUAUCGCCGGUGAUUACGAAACCUUUUCGUCUCUGAAAUCGACCGGCAUUGACAUGUCUUGCCGAAGUUUGGAUGGUUGUCUUCUUAUCCAAUAUGCACUUCAAAAUGAUGACAAACUUGGAUCUCCUGGACGCAUCUCAAUUAUCGAGGCACUGUUAAAACUCAAUCCGCCACUCCAGGAGCCCUGUCUACAUGGUGAUUUGCCAAUUCAUUGCGCUGCAAUGGCUGGGAUGAGUGAAGUCGUCGACGAUUUCAUUCGCCGGGGGUCUCCCGUGGAUACUGAAGGUGCUUCAGGGUACAGGCCUACUCAUCAUGCCUCUAAAAAAGAUUCAAUUAAGACCAUGCAAAUGUUAUUAGACGCUGGUGCCGAUCGAAACGCGAAAAGAGGGGGUGUCGGUGGUGGCCCACUUCAUUACGCUGCGAUCCACAACGCGACUGAAUGUACUCGGUUACUCAUCCAAGCCGGAGCAGAGCUGGAACAGUUGAGUUCCUCCCAAUACACACCAUUGCUUAUUGCUUCGAUAAGGCAUUCUUGGAACGCCGCCCAAGUUCUCAUUCAUGCAGGAGGCAAUGUCAACGUAUACGAACCCGGAACACAAUGCACUCCUCUCAUAUUAGCAUCGCAAUCAGGCUGCCUUGAGGUUGUUGAACUGAUUGUCAAGCGUGAGACAGACCUGGAUUUCAAGAAUUUGGAAGGUGAAAAUGCACUUUACCUUGCUGCGAAGCACGAUCACAUCGAAAUUGUGGAUAUACUGUUGAAGUCGAACGCGAAGCCAGACGCAGACCGAAAAGGCUACGAUGGUACCCCACUACAUUGGGCUAUAGUACGCCAUUUUGUUGACGUUGCUCGCCUACUGUUGGACUACAAUGCUGAACUUGAAACCCUCAAUUGCGUUUUCCAAACGCCUUUACUUGUUGCCACAUCUGUACAGGAGUGGGAGAUUGCGAAGCUGCUUGUGUCUAAAGGCGCAAACGUCAAUGUCAAGGAUUCUAUUAUAGGUGUCACGCCUCUACAUAAUGCCUCCUUAUAUGGACACACCGAGCUGGUGGAACUUCUGCUGGAAAAAGGAGCCGAAGUUAACGCGACGACAACAGAAGGCCGGACACCCCUUUUGGAAGCGGCAUUGAAUGGAAAUCUACCAACGCUCAAGCUCCUUGUUGGAAAAGGAGCAGAUAUCCACGCACAAGAUCACACAGAAGCUAGCCGUUCGGCAUUAUCUGAAGCCAUCAGUCAUACACCCUCUGUGGAAGUCGUCAACUACCUACUAGGGCUAGGCGCAGACGGUGACUUGCAGUCCAACGGUGCUGACAGUUGUCUAGAAUUGGCAAUCAAAUCAGGUAACACACCCAUAGUUCAAACACUUCUUGCUCAUGGUGUGGAUGUCAAUGCCCAACGAACACUUUCCAAACAUACCCCCAUUAUGAGGGCUGUAAGUCACAAUCAGGCAGAAAUUUGCAGGAUACUUCUUGAACAUGGCGCCGAUCUCACAUUGAGAGAUUAUAGUGACAGAACUGUCGCUCAUCAAAUCAUGAAAUACGCCAAUGCAGAAAUCCUGAAAUUGUUUCUGCCGUUUAACGUUGAUUGGACACAUUCGGAGAAAACACACUCCAUUGACUUCGAAGACGGAAACGUUUCCUACGGUUUCUCACCACUACAUCUCUCAGCGAAAUACAACUUCCCAGAUGCCAUCAAUAUACUUUUUGACGAAAAAUUGGUUGAUGAUGUCAACUGUAUAUGUGGAGGAAAUCUUACGCCACUUCACUUUGCGGCAAACGCAGGCAGUCUAGCUGCGAUGGAGGCCCUGUUGACCAAGGGUGCCGAUAUCCAUGCGGUGACGGCAAAAGAACGCCAGAAUGCAUUACACAUUGCCGCCCGUUUAGACAAUCUCAAAUGUGUCUCGGCGUUACUCGAGAGAGGGGCUGAACCAGGCCACUCGGACAAACAUGGUAGAACAGCUGCAGAACUAUGCUCUAGCCAAAUGGUUCGACUUGUAAUACAGCAAGCUUUAAAAGAACGAGGUUCGACUAGUCGACUCGUGACUUCUGAGAUAACUGGCAAGAUUCCGGGCAUCGCAAUAGACCCCAGGUCCCAAAAGUUGAUCAAGGCCUGUGAAGAUGGAAACCUGACUAUUUGCCGUGAGCUGAUAUCGAUGGGAGUCGAUUGUAAUGCCGCAUUGUCAGAGUCCCGUUCUUCCCCAUUGCUCAUCGCAUUGGCCCAGCAUGACAACUACAAUCAACAGCUGGUACACUAUCUCAUUGAUAAUGGAGCCGAUAUUCAAAGUCAUGCUGGUCCAGAGGUUGAGAGAGCUGGUUAUCAACCGAUUCACUACGCCGUAUGGAGAAAUUCAAUUGAUACUCUUCGUAAGCUAUUGAAAAGGGAUGCAAGCAUGUCGAACUUUGGCUUGGAGCCAGUCCAUGUUGCUGCUUGUCGAGGAAGUCUUGAAGCACUAUCGCUGCUAUUAGAUCACGAACGCACCAGGUCGGAUUGCGGCUCAGUACAACGCAUGCUUGAUGUUCAAGUCAAACCAGACCCCAAGUUUCCUAAGAUGUGUAUAGCUCCAGGUCCAAUCUUUGCAGAACAUUAUCUUAGCACCGGUACAGCACUCCAUUUAGCGGCGUGGUUUGGCAAUGAUGAUAUAUGUCGAAAGUUACUAGAUUCUGGUGCAAAGGUCGAUGCAAUUGAUGCCAGAGGCAGGACAUCAUUACAUCAGGCGGUGUAUGGGGACAAUCUGACUGUGGUGAAACUUCUUCUGGACUCUGGUGCUGAUAUAAAUGCCCGUGAUCUGAUGGGUUGCUCUCCGUUCCUCCUAUCGAUCGACACAGAAACAGAAACGGACAUAAUGGAGGAGAUAAUUUCUCGCUCGCCUGAUCUAACGGUUGUAGAUAUCUUCGCAAGGAACGCCGCCUUCUACGCAGCUGACGUCUCAUCUACUGGAAAGGGCAUAAAGGUGCUCCAAAGGCUGCUGCAGCUCAAAGUGCCAUUCGAUCUGCGCGACAUACAUGGCUACCGUCUGCUACAAUAUUGCCUUCGCCGCGAGUAUACGCUUGAUCCCAAUAUGAUCGAGUUUCUUGUCGAGCAUUGCAAUAUUCUUGGUGGUGGAGACUCACCAAAUGGCAAUAUAGUCAACAUGGCAACCAACUACUUCCCAUCUCCAGUAGCAUUUCUCAAGAUCAUUUUCGAGCGUCUUUCAGCUCUUUUAUCGCCAGAGGAUUUCCGAACUUAUAUCAACAAUUGGUGUAAAGUCUACGGCACACCACUCUACUGGGUCACUUAUCGCGGGGAUGUGGCAGCCAUGGAGUUGCUAGUUGAAGCAGGCGCGGACAUUUCUCAAAUCAAGGGACCACUUGGGAAUGGCCUCAAUGCAGCUUGUGCCAUGGGUCGAGUCGACGCCAUCAAAUGGCUGCUUACACGAGGAGUAGGGUCGGUUGGAGAUGAGGCUUUGGAGCUGGCCUCAAAAUUUCAACAUGCGACAGCACUUUUGACCCGUUACAUGGAGAAUGGCGUGUCUGGUCUUGUUGAGGAGCCACACAAUUCAUCCGUCGUGAAACUACCUCCACCCCAGGCCAUGGAGGACAUCGUCCUUUCAAAAAUAGACGAUUUUGCCGGGAUAAGUAUACCAGGAGAUGACCUUCACACCAGAACUUUUCUCCAGUCUCAGUCCUCAGUCAGUAGUAGUUGCAGGUGGUGGCACGCCAGCUCGAGUGGACAAAUCACUGUCAGCAGCCUCUGAGAUUGCGGCUCUUACUACUCCAUCAGAUGGAAACAGCAAUUUCGAGCGAGAUAUCAACGCGCACUUGAACGCAGAAAACACGCAACUGGUGGUUCUCGAGCGCAGCAUUUCAAUCCCUGUUGUUGAUCACGACUAUCACAAGGACAAUCAACAAAGCUUGGAUGCCACACAAAGCCUUACAACUGAACAUACCUUCAAAUGUUUACCAAUUCCACAUCAUCAGAUACCCCAGGGCUUAAGAUCAAAGGCGACGGCUGAGGAUAAGUCCUUGUCUUCCUGUCAGCUUUAAGAUGUUACUCCAGAGCCCGGAAGAGUCUGGUCCGGUGUAACGUGGCAUAUGAGGCACAACACAUUGGCUGCAGAGGUGCCUCCCUAACUUCUACAUGAAAUUCUUAUCAUCACCAUUUUAUUCUAUAUUUUGUAAUUUGCGUGUCGGUUACCAGGCGUUGGAGUGUACACUGGUGUGGAUUUCUCGUCUGGAGAGUGUAUUUCACAAGAUACACGCCACCUUUCACAUGCGCAUGUUGGGAGUGCA
Messenger RNA from Cadophora gregata, 5682 nucleotides. RefSeq lists its product as uncharacterized. The transcript has 2 exons. Lineage: Eukaryota; Fungi; Ascomycota; Leotiomycetes; Helotiales; Ploettnerulaceae. Gene Ontology annotation, molecular function: protein binding. The record is from RefSeq and is a predicted model, not a curated record. Bases 69 to 5147 code for a protein of 1692 amino acids.